AUGGCCGAGCAAUCCAAUAUCGCGUCUAGAGUUUCAAUACCUCCUCCCUCUUCAGCUAAUGCCCCUGUUGACGAUCACAAUCCCACAAAAGAUGCUCACCCAUCUCGCACGCCCGGGGUCAAGAUUUCUGACCUCAAUAAACGUCUUCUGGACGCAGUCUCUGUUGAUAAUGUGCAAAAGUUUUGGCAGUGCUUAAAAGAGGGAGCCAAUAUCAACGCCACUGGGGAGCAAGGAGUAACCUCGCUCAUUAUAGCAUCUCGCGAAGGAUUCGUUAAUUUAACCAAGAUACUUAUUCAACCUGGCAUUUUAGAAUGGCAUGCUCAUAUCGAGGCGAAGACCGAGGAAGGCAAAACAGCUCUUCAUCUGGCAUGUUGGGAAGGAAGGGUUGAAGUGGUUUCAAUUUUAAUCAAAAAUGGCGCUCAAAUCGACGCAAAAGACAAUGACGACUGGUCACCAUUGCAUCAUGCAGCGGCUCGUGGACAUGUCGGAGUUAUCCAUUUACUGCUGGGUCACGGUGCAGAUCUCAAGGCAAAAACAAUCGCCGACGAAUAUACUCCUCUCAUGAUUGCUAUUACCAAAAAACAUGUGGAGGCGGUCGAGGCUCUGCUGGUUCACAACGAUGCAGUCAACAUGCCCGGCGUGUAUGAUACACCCUUGACAAUGGCAUGUCGAAUGGAUUCCGAAGAAGUAGUUCGCAUCUUGCUCAAACACGAUGCCGAUGUGAAUCUUUCUGACCCGGACAAGUGGUGGCCGCUUCAUAGUGCAUGUCGAUACUCCACUGUGACAGUAGUCGGGAUUAUCUUGCAGAAAACCCCAAAUAUUAAUGUGAAAGCCCCCGAUGAAUGGACCCCACUGCAUUUUGCAGCACACUAUGGUGAAAAAGAAAUGGUGAAGUCAAUUUUGGAACUUAGCCCCGACGUGGACAGUGUCACCUCCGAUGGCGCGACACCGUUACAUGUUGCCAUUCGCUAUGGCAACCUGGAGAUGGUUCAAUUGAUCCUAGAGGAGAAUCCAAGUAUCCAUGCGAAAGAUUCAGAUGGGUGGACUCCGCUUCAUACUGCUGCCCGGUAUUCGAAGCCGGGGGUGCUUAGCAUGAUUUUGGGGAGAAACCCCGAUAUCAAUGCCACCGAUGGUAAUGAUUGGACGGCAUUGCACCUUGCUGUACAGUACAGGAAUUUAGAGAUAGUAACGAUGAUUCUCGGUGAAAAUCCGGAGAUAGAUGCUUCUGAUAACGAAGGCUUCACAGCUUUGCACAAAGCUCCCGGAUGUCGCAAAGCCAAGGACCAAGCAGGGAUCGCAGAACUGCUGCUGGAAAAAGGCGCAAAGUUUCUUUUGACGAAAGAAAAGAAGACGCCAUUGCACCGAGCGUCUGAACUGGGAUGUAUAGCUGUUGUUGAUAUAUACCUUCGACACGCAGAUAAGUUUGAUAUCAAUGCUCUUGAGAUCAAUGGAUGGACAGCCCUGCAUCUUGCCAGCUACAAAGGAUUUGGAAAAGUCGUUGAGGCUCUUCUCAACAAGGGAACAUCGUUUGACAUCAAAACAGGCGAUGAUAAACAGACUUCAUUGGUGCUAUCAAUCAAAGGACUAAAUAAUCUGCCGCGUGGAGAUUCAGAUUCGGAGAACAAGACAGAGCAUCAUGCGACCGAGCAACCCACGGAGCAAGCUCCAGAUCAAAUUGAGCAGCAUAUUGAGACACAAGUUACAGGGCAACCUACAGAAAUACGCCAAAAUCAACCUACACUGCAGGCCGAAUAUCAGACCGACACCAAAGAGGAGUCCGAAGAGGAGUCCGAAGAGGAGUCCGAAAAGGAUACCGAAGAUGAGGAAGAGGAGGGGACUCAAAAUCUAGAAAAAAGACUAAGCGACUCCAAGCUUGCCAUUCGGCUUCUAGCCCAGAAAAAGGUUGACUUAGAUUCAACGACGGAAGCCCUCCGGAAUCUGAACUCUAGGAAAGGACUGGAAGUCGCCAUUGAGGGCCUACAAAAGGCUGGAAAUUCCGAUCUAGAAAAAGCAAACCUUGAACAAAUAAGACUUGUAUGGUACGCAAUGAGGUCUGAUGAGCAUGAAAAUCUCCUUUUGCUUCUUCAGGGCAGCAUUGUUGAGACAAAGAAGCCAGAAACUCUCUUGCAGUGGGCGGCCUACCGUGGAAACUUUGCUGUGGUGUGGUGGCUUCUUCAAACAAGCGAUCCACAUAACCAACUCAAAUCAACAACCAACCGACAAGACCGGGACAAGGCUAUUCAAAUCGUCAACGAGAAGCUCAAACCUUCCAAUGUUCCCAAAAGUAGAGAGACAACAGAACAGUACAGUCUCCCAAAGAAGGAAGAGGCUCGCUAUUCCCACACAUUGGAUAUUCUCCAAGAUCCACCCUUGGUGAUUGGCAGGAAAUUCGAAAGUGGCCCUUGUGAGGCACCCAAAUUGGGGAAGAACAGUGCAAAAGGCAAUGUUGCCCAGAAGUAUAAAAUGACCAUCGUAGACUUUUAUAGUCACGGUGGACGUGUGGAUCUUCUCCGACGAUCUUUGUUUCCACACGAUGUUAUUUACAACACAGAGAAAGAUGGCCCCGCGAAAUUCAUGGAGAGGGCAACGGAAUUGCUCAAGUCGGUAGGCCGAGAAGAGAUCAAGUCAAUUGGUAUGGAAGAAAGGCUUUAUGAAAAGGAGGAUCUCACGAUGAGAUGGAUACAUCUUCCGGCCAACAAUAUGGAAUGGAUGGAGGAUCUUGUCCAAAGAUUGCUCUUUGACCAGAAAAAGCCGAAAACAGACCACGCAGCUUUACGUGACUUCCUGCGGCGAAGCUGGCAGGAGGUACCGUCUGGAGACUCAGAGACUAAGUUCAUGAAGCCGAAUUUCCUGGAGAGAUUUUCCAGAAAGCCCACUCCCGCUCCGUCAACUGAACAACCAGAUAAUGAAAAAGACCGGAACCAGAAGAACGAUGAUUCCAAACCAGCAAAGACGAUGGAAGAGCCUGGCACAAACCAAAACGGAGAUAAUGCGAAGCCUGAAUCCCAGCCGCCAGUACCCUUGACGACUCCCCAGACCGAUCGCGCCAAGUCAAAAUCAGAACCGGCGAAAAACAUAGAUGAAGACGAUAACACUGCUGCUCUUUAUAUCCCAUACCUGACAUUUGAAAAAUGUUUUGAAGCCAAUGAAGCAUCGGAAGACCUUGACAUAUUGGCACAAGCUGGCAAUCAGGAAAUGGAUCCAAAGAAAGAUAAUUUCAGAGCUCAGUAUCAAAAUUUCAUGGAGACCUACAACGGAAAAAGACAGGUCGUACAAGGCUCUCGGUCUCUGGAUCAGUUCUACUACCAGGCUUUGCCUGACAUGAAGCUGCGAGAUGCCGAUCAAGUGGUGACUCGGUACUUGCUGGAUAAGGACCGCGGUGAUAAAACAAAAAAUGGUGAAUGGUGGCCCAUUCUGUCUAUUGGCCAACUUUGGCUUUGGAUUAUUGAUACAAGUGAGGGAGGGAGAGAGAAGACAAGAGAGAACAAUGAGGGCCAUGAAGACAAAGAGAAUAGGAGAAAGGAUCGCUUCCUGAAAUCACCUUGCGAAAUCUUUGCAGAGACGAUCAACCAAACAGCCGUGGAUGAGAACGAUCUGUUCACACGAUUUGUGAAAAAGGUCAAAGAUAAGAAAGACGGCAAUGGUACCAGCCCAAAGGCAAAACAGAAUGAAGAAUCCAGCGUCGAUAGUGAAGAGCAGAAAGAUUGGAAAGCGAUCUACAACGCUGCACUGCUCUUGGAAGAGGUCAAGGAUAUCCGGGACGAACUAAAUAUGAUCAAGACGGUCUUGACCCAACAAAAAGUCGUCUGGGAAGGACUUCUAGGCCAAGAAGGCCAAGUAAGUCAAGCAAUGAAGAGUAGAAUGGGAACGGAGCGAAACCUGGCCGACAUUCUCGAAGAGAUAAUCGAGAUGGACAAAAUCGCAGAAACCAUCCAAACAUCAGUCAAAGAGACUCUGGAUCUCGAGCAGAAUGGGAUCAAUAUCACCGAGGCAGUACUUUCUCGCGACUUGGCAAAACAGUCUGCAAGACAGGGAACAACGCUCAUGGUCUUCACAGUUGUCACCAUUUUCUUUCUCCCGAUGUCUUUCCUCGCCUCUCUCUUUGCGUUGAAUGUGACCUCCUUUCACCACGACAGUCAAGGAAAUGUUCAAUUUGCACCGGAGUUUAUAUUCCCCAUUAUUUUCUGCAUCUCAAUCGCUUUGGGAAUCUUUAUCAUCUAUGUUUCUUUCAACUACAAGUCGGUCCAAGAUAGUUGGGAAAAGCUCCGACAAUUUUCUCAAGGCAAAAAUGAAUCCGACCACCCAGCUACUAAUCAACAGACUCCGGAAAUAGUGGCACCGUUAAAUCAGAUCCAUCGGGAGAAUGUGGUGAAUGUGUUGACGCAAAGCCAGGACGACAUGCUACAGAGACUCUGGAAAGUCGCAAAGAGAAAGAAGGCCGGCCGAUAA
This is a messenger RNA of Penicillium pulvis, 4449 nucleotides long. RefSeq lists its product as uncharacterized. The record is from RefSeq and is a predicted model, not a curated record. The transcript has 11 exons. Gene Ontology annotation, biological process: metal ion transport; transmembrane transport. NCBI's taxonomy places the organism in Eukaryota, Fungi, Ascomycota, Eurotiomycetes, Eurotiales, Aspergillaceae. The coding region runs from base 1 to 4449 and encodes 1482 amino acids. Gene Ontology annotation, cellular component: membrane. Gene Ontology annotation, molecular function: metal ion transmembrane transporter activity; protein binding.